Colletotrichum paranaense is the source of this 2832-nucleotide messenger RNA. RefSeq lists its product as uncharacterized. The transcript has 6 exons. Bases 1 to 2832 code for a protein of 943 amino acids. Lineage: Eukaryota; Fungi; Ascomycota; Sordariomycetes; Glomerellales; Glomerellaceae. The record is from RefSeq and is a predicted model, not a curated record.
AUGCCAGACAUAUCAGAAUUGGACUGGUUUGAGUACCGCGAAGCCGAAUACAACCUCUGGUGCAAAGUGAUGAAAGCGAAUCAGAAGGGCAAAUCGUCACUGGACCAUCGAGUCCGCGACCAUGCCGAUGCACGUCAAUUGAUUCAAGAUCUAUUAGAUGGCUUAUGCGAGUCGCUCGAAGAUCUCUUGAGACUAGCUCGCUUGAAGCCAUCAAUAAUCGCCGAGUGUGCUUUUAAACGCCAGGAUGGCGAGACAACAGACGAAGCUAGCUCAUCAAGCGGAGAUUCUGAAGAUGAUAGCGAGAUAGAGCUUCACCAAGACGACAUCCACCGGCGAGAAAUUGAGUACCACAUGUUUUACAUCAAAGCAACUAUCUCACAGCUUGUCAAUCUGUCGACCCGGAUUCGGCAAUCAGGCGUCAAGUAUCGCUAUCAAAAAGCCGAUGAAUCACUCAAAGAAGGGGACUUCGACGACUACGUACAAUCCUGGAGGAGCAGUAUUCUUGGCGGCAAACUUGCAAAAGCGACUGCUACUGUGCCCUAUCAGACGGGCGCAAUCGCUGACUUCCUCCACGAAAGUCGACUGACGAUUGUGCAAAGACGCUUGAUACGUGCUAACCUUCUUCGUCGGAAUAGGAUCCGGUUUGUUCGAGAAUCACAUAUGAAUCGUGAGGAACCCAUUGCAGAAACGGAAGCGACAUUUGAACCGCAGUCUACAAACCAGGAGAUCCUAGAUUGCGAACCCGACGUCGUGUCUCAGGCUCUACCUGACGAGAACAUUCCUUGUCAAACAAGUCCUAAGGUGGUCCCAUCGGUGGUCCCUUCGAUGUCGCAUACAGCCACGGAAAUUGGCUCUCAAUUUGAUCUAUCAGUCUUCUUGAAAGAAAAAUCACCAUCUGUUGCUACUCGAGCCACUCGAAUCGGAGGUCGAGAUGAUCUAGAGUACCCGAAAUGUCCUAAACCACCCACGAUUGGCACUCCACUAGCUUGUCCUUACUGCGCCGAUCUAGUCGACGAUGAUCACAUCCUCUGGCAUGUACACGAGUUCGCGCUGAAAUGUUUUCCAUGGGAAGACACUAAUGAAGAAGAUGACGACGACCAAAGCAUGAUUGACAUUGACUUAGAAUUAGUCAGAGAAAGAACCGAGGACCUAGUGAACUUUUCCCCGGAAGACGGUAAUGCAUCAUUUCUGGAGGAACCGGCACGUCACUCCGAUGGUUCAGACUCGGACGUGACACAUCUUCAGCCUGGCAAGGGCACAAGACAAGCAGAAAUCUCAUCUGAAUCCACAAUUCCAAGCACUGAUCCAGAACUCUUCGAGUUCUACUAUAGGGUCUGCUCUCCCACUGGAGCUGGAGUGAUCCCUCCAUCCCCUGGUGGAAGACGACCUCCAUCCCCUCUAGAUCUAGGACAAGAGAACCAUCUUGAAUCUGAGAUAGGGGCCGCCACGGAUAUCAGGAUUUCUUCAGGCAGCUACUCAGGGCAAAAUGCAGUACCAACAUCGCCAAAUACGAGCUCCUUUUCUGAAGUGGCCUUGUGGGAUGGGCAUUCCCUAGACGGUUGUCCUUCAUCCCUUUCAUCUCUUCUCGUUGAAUCUGGAGAUCAGGAAGACCUGGGCAAGCCCAAAGUACCAUUGUUCAACUCAUCGAGAAAAUUCUCUCCCAUGAAAUCGGACAAUACCAAAACCAAUAUGGUCCGCACCGUCGGUGCUUGUAUGAGAUGCCGUAUACAGAAGGUUACAUGUACUGCGGAGGGUGUUUGUGACAGAUGCGUCAAGGCUCAUCCGAAGGAACCCCAGAGCUCCUGCUUUCGGGAAGACUUGAUUGUGAUCGCAAACAGCUUGACCCAACAGCGCUUCGCUGGGUUGGACAGAGUUAAGGACAUUGAGGUCAAGGAGCUGCUCAGAACCGCCCGACCUCAAUACUUAGAGCCAAUCUUUAAGGGAGCGGUAGUCUUUACUCGUGGCUGGCCCCAGUUUCGGCUUCCCACCACGUUGCGAAACUACCAGUGCCUGGAUGACAUGUCACGACAGGUUCACUCAGGUUGUGUUCUUUCCAGAGAGCAUGGGGGUGUUCCCUCAUAUCAGGACCUCGUCAAAUGGGCAGAGCAGAUGAUAUUACCCGAGGACCGCGGCACCUUUGAAGGGAGCAUCGAACAUUUCAUCAAGAUGUACUCCGCGCCUCAAAGGUCGCGCUCAUACGUCAGACGGCCACAGAUGGAACUUCUGGACAAGGUCCACACCAUGAAAUGCAUGUACAAGAUCUGCUGCCAGGACGACUUCGUCUUCAUUCGCGACGAUACUGGAGCAGUGAAAUACCUGCCCUUGCCUGCCAAGGCAGAAUUGAGAGCCAUCGCCCGCAUGGCUCUCGAGACAGCCGAGAGAGAUAUCCUCAAGGCACUCGACAAGCUCAAAGCUGCUGCGACUAAAGUUCCCGAACAAGACUUGCCUGCUCUGUGGGCCACCUUGUGGCAGCUGAUUUUCAUCUACCGAGACCUCCUCAGGAACAGGACACCGCGAGACAACGACGCGGGAGCUCUCCUCAACGCGGUGGCCGUCUUUUACGCAGCCCACUUCAGGACUUUAGCCUCACUUGGUAAGCUGUCUAUGGACAGCCUGCAACGUCAUUGGGGACCUGGCGAGACUCAGCAGGCGCAGCUGUCUGGUGCGUUUGACCAUGCUCUGAGUCUUCGCGAUACUCUCCAAUGGCGGCUAGACCGAACAAUCGCAGCAGGUAUUGACGAGAUCGACCACCGCCUCAAGGCAUUGGUUGUUGAUCCCGAGAUGAAAGUGCUGGGACGACGUACGAAUAAGAAAACGAGCGGUGGCAAGUGA